GUAGGUCAAUGUCAGAGACCCACAGCAGGAGAGAGGUUGCCUGCUGAACACAUUCCCAAAGUCUACUUCGACAUUAUGGACUGAGUGGAAGACCUGCUUUCUUACGUUGUAGCUCUUCAGAUUUCCAAAUAUACCUCCUCUAAGGGUUACUGACAGACUUCUCAUCCAAUCAAAGCUGAACUCAUGGAUUGGAAAUUUCUCGAGGGUCUUCUUAGUGGAGUCAACAAGUACUCCACUGCCUUCGGGCGGAUCUGGCUGUCAGUGGUCUUCGUCUUCCGGGUGAUGGUCUACGUUGUAGCUGCUGAGCAUGUCUGGAGCGACGACCAGGCACACUUUGACUGCAACACCCUCCAGCCUGGAUGCAAGAACAUCUGCUACGAUUACUUCUUCCCCAUCUCCCACAUUCGCCUCUGGGCUCUGCAGCUGAUCUUCGUCACCUGCCCUUCCUUCAUGGUCGUGCUUCACGUGGCCUACCGGGAAGAGAGGGAACGUAAAUACCAAGCAAAGCACGGUGCAGAUCGUCACCUGUACGACAACCCGGGGCAAAAGCAUGGUGGUCUGUGGUAUACAUACCUGAUUAGCCUCUUGCUAAAAACAGCCUUUGAGAUCACUUUUCUCUACUUGCUCCACUACAUCUACGACAGUUUCAAGCUCCCCAGAAAAGUCCAAUGUGAUGUCAGUCCCUGUCCUAAUUUGGUGGACUGCUACAUAUCCCGGCCCACUGAGAAGACCGUUUUCACCUACUUCAUGGUGGGGGCGUCUGUCUUCUGUGUGGUCCUCAACAUCUGUGAGAUCUUCUAUCUGAUCACUAUCCGGUUGGUGACCCUGAAGAAAAGGGGCUUGGUCCAUACCUCGUCUAUAAUGAAGGUCCGCCGUAACCUGGACUGAAAUGGCUGCAAGUCAUCUUUUAUAUUGUAGCUGGAAACACAGUAAAAUAAAUCACCAUUUGUAUUAAACUAAUGAUCCUUUUUCCUCAUUGUGGGUAUUAAUAAUUGUAUGUAUACUUUUCUAUGUAUUAUAAAUAUAUUGUAUUUUGACAUAUACUGUACAAUCCAAAGCUCUAUCGUUUUUAGCUGAGUGUAAUACAUAUUGCAGCCUAAAAAGAGUGUUUUUGGCAUACAUCAUUUCAAUGAAAGAAAAUACUUGAGGAUUGCCUAAUAUGUAUGACCUCUGUGUCAUAACCAAAACGGACAAUGUUUGUUUCCCGUAUUCUCAAAAACAAGAA
This is a messenger RNA of Gymnodraco acuticeps, 1225 nucleotides long. RefSeq names its product gap junction beta-3 protein-like. The coding region runs from base 184 to 888 and encodes 234 amino acids. The transcript has 2 exons. The record is from RefSeq and is a predicted model, not a curated record. Gene Ontology annotation, biological process: cell communication. NCBI's taxonomy places the organism in Eukaryota, Metazoa, Chordata, Actinopteri, Perciformes, Bathydraconidae. Gene Ontology annotation, cellular component: connexin complex.